AUAAUGGCUGUAUUAUUAAAGUUAAAAUUAAAAUAUUAUAAUAUCCAUUGACAUAUUCAUCCUCUCAUGCAAGUCCAACCUCUUAAGCAAUUGUUUAUAACUUUUUCAGAUAAUCUUCCAAAUGAUAAAGGCAAACGGUUAUUCAUAAUUGGACGUUUUCUUAAAGAAUACUAGGAUAACUCAGAUUCAGUCCAGAUUCACUUGUUAUUCUUCUGCUUCCUCAUCAUCAUUUUUUCUUCUUCCUUUUUCUGAAUUUUGCAGAAAGUUUUCAUUUUUCCUUCAAAAAUGGCAUCUUUUAGCAUGACCCAGAUCAGGACUGGUAAUUAUACAUCUGGGUUUUCCUUGAAUUAUCCUAACAAGGUUUAUGCUCGUCCUAGUAGAAUUGGGUUUAAGGUUUUUGCUUCUGAGAGUGAAUCAUCUUCAGAGCCUGAUCUUAGUGUUACUGUUAAUGGUUUGCGUAUGCCCAAUCCAUUUGUUAUUGGAUCAGGUCCACCCGGAACUAAUUACACUGUCAUGAAAAGAGCUUUUGAUGAAGGCUGGGGUGCUGUCAUUGCUAAAACUGUAUCUCUUGAUGCAGCAAAGGUUAUAAAUGUAACUCCUCGAUAUGCUCGGCUACGGGCUAAUGGAAAUGGCUCGACAAAAGGAGAAAUUAUUGGGUGGCAGAACAUUGAACUUAUCAGUGAUAGACCACUUGAAACCAUGUUGAAAGAAUUUAAGCAAUUGAAAGAUGAGUACCCUGACAGAAUUCUCAUAGCUUCAAUCAUGGAAGAGUACAAUAAAGCCGCUUGGGAAGAGCUUAUCGAUAGAGUUGAACAAACUGGAGUUGAUGCAAUUGAAAUAAACUUCUCGUGUCCUCAUGGUAUGCCGGAACGCAAAAUGGGUGCUGCUGUUGGGCAAGAUUGUGCUCUUCUGGAAGAAGUUUGUGGAUGGAUAAAUGCAAAAGCUACUGUUCCAGUUUGGGCCAAGAUGACUCCCAACAUAACUGAUAUUUCACAGCCAGCAAGGGUUGCUCUAAGUUCAGGAUCCGAGGGAAUAGCUGCUAUAAAUACAAUCAUGAGCGUGAUGGGAAUCAAUCUCGAUACAUUACGUCCUGAGCCUUGUGUUGAGGGGUACUCAACUCCAGGCGGUUAUUCUGCAAAGGCGGUCCAUCCGAUCGCCCUUGGGAAGGUUAUGAGUAUUGCAAAAAUGAUGAAGGCAGAGUUUGAUAGUGAGAAUUAUUCACUUUCCGCCAUUGGUGGUGUUGAGACAGGUGGUGAUGCUGCUGAGUUUAUUCUUCUUGGUGCAAAUACUGUCCAGGUAUGCACUGGGGUUAUGAUGCAUGGCUAUGGUCUUGUGAAGAAGCUUUCUGUUGAGCUAAAAGACUUCAUGAAAAAACACAAUUUCAAAUCAAUAGAAGAUUUCAGAGGGGCAUCUCUUGAGUAUUUUACUACACACACAGACUUGGUGAAAAGGCAGCAAGAAGCAAUAAAGCAAAGGAAAGCAAUAAAGAAAGGAUUGCAAUCUGAUAAAGACUGGACAGGAGAUGGUUUUGUGAAAGAAAGUGAAAGCAUGGUUUCUAAUUAAGAAACUUUUCUUGUAUGAUUUAUAUAUUAUGUUGUUCAUGCAAAUGGGGUGGUGAAGGACUUUGUUAUCUUUGUUCAUUAAUAAAUUGAUAUUUGUCCUUCUAAGAACAAUGAAGUAUUUAAUAUCAGAGUUGUUUGGUUC
Molecule: messenger RNA, 1704 nt
Organism: Lathyrus oleraceus (garden pea)
Lineage: Eukaryota; Viridiplantae; Streptophyta; Magnoliopsida; Fabales; Fabaceae
Product: dihydropyrimidine dehydrogenase (NADP(+)), chloroplastic
Exons: 7
Coding region: 286-1563 (425 amino acids)
Biological process (GO): thymine catabolic process; uracil catabolic process
Cellular component (GO): cytoplasm
Molecular function (GO): dihydropyrimidine dehydrogenase (NADP+) activity; NADP binding; uracil binding
Source: RefSeq, a predicted model, not a curated record